Messenger RNA from Sorghum bicolor (sorghum), 1071 nucleotides. RefSeq names its product cysteine-rich repeat secretory protein 55. NCBI's taxonomy places the organism in Eukaryota, Viridiplantae, Streptophyta, Magnoliopsida, Poales, Poaceae. The record is from RefSeq and is a predicted model, not a curated record. Bases 37 to 867 code for a protein of 276 amino acids. The transcript has 2 exons.
AUCACUAGCACGCAGUCUAAGAUAGCAACCAAAAACAUGGGCAUGAUUCAUACACCAUAUACCAUGAAGUUUAGCACAAUGCGCUGCUGCGUGCUGCUUGUCUCCUUGGCUCUGCUCCCGCUGGGCAUGGCCGCGGACUCCAUCGGCAGCUACUGCUCAGGAAGCCGCUACGCGGGCAGCAACAAGGCCGUGACCAGCAUCAACUCCGUCCUCGCCGACCUCGUCGCCACGGCCUCCACCGGAGGCGGCUACGCCACGUCCACCGCCGGCAAGGGCAACAACAUCAUCUACGGCCUCGCGCAAUGCCGCGGCGACGUCUCCGCCAGCGACUGCGCGGCCUGCCUUGCCGACGCCGCCAAGCAGCUCCCCAGCACUUGCAGCUACAGUUCCGACGCCAGAAUAUGGUAUGACUACUGCUUCAUGCGGUACGAGAACGCCGACUUCUUCGGGCAGGCGGACACGGGCGCGGGCGUGAUCCUGGUGAACGUGCAGGCCAUGGACAACCCGAAGGCGUUCGAGAAGGCGGUGGGAAAAGUGAUCGGCAAGGCGACGGCGCAGGCGUCGGCGGCGGGCAGCGCGGGGCUCGGGCGGGACAAGGAUCAGUACACGCCGUUCGUGUCCAUCUACGGGCUGGCGCAGUGCACGCGGGACCUCGCGCCGCUGACGUGCGCGCAGUGCCUGUCCACGGCGGUGUCCAGGUUCGGCGACUACUGCGGCGCGCAGCAGGGGUGCCAGAUCAACUACAGCAGCUGCAGGGUGCGCUACGAGAUCUACCCCUUCUACUUCCCGCUCGCCGGCAACGGCGGCGCCGGCGGCCGCGCCACCACCGAUAUGACGAAGAACACCAAGAUCAUCGUGCAUCCUUGAUAGUUUGAUUUGAUACGUGUGUGUGUGUGUAAGUAACGCGCACCAUGCAUGAUGACGUGGAUAUAUGCGUGCGUGCAAGCAUGUGGCAUGUGCACAAUACAGUAAGAAUGGAGUGACUUGUGUACGUUAACGUUGGGUAAAGUAGCCUUGCGUUAGCAAGUACUCCCAGGAAUAAAGAUUUGCUACUGUGUUAAGCUUAAGCAG